AUCUUCAACUUUGAACUUCGUCAUCUAAGCCUCUGAUAAAUACUAUAGUGGCUAUUGAUUGACGGGACUCUAUAACGAGCAAACCUACACUAAACUGUGAGCCUUUAUUGUCUACAGUCAUCAACUGCAUGUUAUUUUACUAAUAAUAUUUCAAUAUUUAAUUCUAGCGAUUAGCGAUAGGCUCAUAAUCUAGCCAUGGGCGUCCCUUUCGAAGCGCUGAUUCCCUAUGGAAUCAUUCUUGCCAUGUUUGGCGCGACCGGUGCGGGACUCUCCAAAUUCAGAAACUGGCAGAACGGCGGCAAGAGAGCGAGACGAUCGUUGGACCAAUGGGAUCGACAAAUGAUGAACCGAGACCGCCGAUUGACAGGGUUCUUACGAGGGCAAAGUGACGCCCCCAUUGCACCCGCAGGCUUCGAGCUGAACAACCCUUGGAGAGUUGAGAGGCGCAUCUCAUAGACUUGAGAAAUUAGGCGAGCAGCUGGCGGGAAAUGGAAGGCAUGGCUUUCAACUAGCAAACAUUUGUACAGAAAUCACAAAAAUACAACACUUGAUAUUGACCCUUUCUA
Molecule: messenger RNA, 566 nt
Organism: Hypoxylon fragiforme
Lineage: Eukaryota; Fungi; Ascomycota; Sordariomycetes; Xylariales; Hypoxylaceae
Exons: 4
Coding region: 196-456 (86 amino acids)
Source: RefSeq, a predicted model, not a curated record